Epinephelus moara (kelp grouper) is the source of this 2999-nucleotide messenger RNA. Its product is annotated as protein limb expression 1-like. The record is from RefSeq and is a predicted model, not a curated record. Gene Ontology annotation, cellular component: cytoplasm. NCBI's taxonomy places the organism in Eukaryota, Metazoa, Chordata, Actinopteri, Perciformes, Serranidae. Bases 177 to 1196 code for a protein of 339 amino acids. Gene Ontology annotation, biological process: autophagosome maturation. The transcript is spliced from 6 exons.
GAGAGGAGGAGGGGAGAAAGGGAGAGUGGAGGGGCUCCCAGAUUUUGAGUUUAUUCCUCAUGAUGUCUCCCGUCCUGGCUGGUUAUUUCUAGGGUCAUGAGUGCUGUUUUGAUGGAUUGUUCUGAUGAGAAAAGUAAACAGAUUGUGUGUGAGGCAGCUCUGGAAGAAAACACUGGAUGAGUAUGAGUAAAGCGGAAGUGGAGGAGAGCAUCAUGUCAUACCUGUCGCAGAGCGAGACUGACACCAGCCCCACAGACUUGAAUGUGGUGGCCAUGCUCCAUCACUUCUGGGAGCAGAGGCAGACAGCUCAGUUGAAUGGUUCCUCCAGUGAAUCAGAUGGUUCUGUUGGGGACGCCGCCAUCCAGACAGAGAGCCUGCUGCUGUAUGAGUCUGCACCGUCCCCCGGUCCUCCGUAUGUCUGCUAUGUCACUCUGCCUGGAGGAAGCUGCUUUGGUAACUAUAAGGUGUGUGACACCCAGGCAGAGGCUCGGAGGGAUGCAGCUCGCGUGGCCCUGAUGAACUCACUUGUGAACGAGCUGCCGUGUCGACGCAUCAACCCUCAGUUCAUCACUCAGAGUUUGCAGCAGGCGGCCACAGACAGUGCUGUGAGUGUCUCUAUAGAAGAUGCUUGUGACUCAAGCACCAGUAUAGGAACCUACAGUUUGCUGCUCCACUCCUACAUAGGAAGGACCAUGCUGGAGUUCCAGGAGAUGAUGACAAUUUUCCAGUUGUUGCAGUGGAACGGGACUCUGAAGGCUUUGAGGGAAAGGCAGUGCUCUCGGCAGAGUGUGAUUUCCUAUUACUCUCAGCGAGGACUCGAUGAGUACAUGCGCAGCAGCAUGGCUCUGGAUUGGCUUGGACGGGAGCAGAGGUCACCAGGGCUACUCGGGGAGGAGCUGCAGGUGGCGCAGAGGGAGCUGGUGUUGGCCCGCCGUCGAGGCAUUGAGCUGCGCUUCUACAAGGAAAAGACAGAGAUCCUCAGCUUGGCCCUGAGUCAGGCAUACAUUCACCACACACCUGAGGCCUUCAGCGAGGCGCCAAGUCACACAUACAAGCAAGAACAACUUCCUUUACACACAUUUUACAGCCAGAACACAGGAGUCCAGAUAACCCCACCCUGCAGUCCAUCAGCAACCCUCCAUAAAAGCACAAAACAAACAGUGUGUCAAACCUCUGGUAAAUAUAUGCCCUCCUAACAUUCCUUCACCGUGCUCUCAGCAGACUUAUGUGCCUUUUAAAUGGCUUUGAAUAGACUGAAGCAGAAGGUAGAGGAUGGACAUCAAUUGACUCUGUUAAUGAGCUUAAACUGGAGAUCUGACAUCUGCCUGGGAGAACAGAGCAUAUCAUAGUCAUAGUCUUUAGGUUGUCCGUAAACAUCAGAGUCAUCAUGAGAGUUACAAAUAUUGUGUAGUAAUUAUGAUCUAACUUUAUUAACAUGGUUUGUGUCUAUAUGAAUGAGCCUUAAAGGUACUGUAUGUGUAAUGUAUUUACAACUUUAACCACAAGAAAUACUGUUUUCAAAUGAUUUAAAGGAAGACUUCACCCACAAAAUGACCAUUUGUAAAUCAGUUAGUCAUGCCCUGUUACCUUGAAUGCGUUAAAAAGAACAUUGUUUUUCUCUCAUGCCUCCACGGAAAACGGUGAAACAUUUUGAUUUAUUGAUUGGCAAGGGACCACAUUUAAGCCGGCAGUGGAGAUAGUAACAGCGCCAAUUUGACAUCUGUGUAAAAGGGACAGCUGGCAGGACAGGACAAUAGAUGGCAAUGUGUUAUAUUCAUGACCCACUGCCCGGGGAGAUUUAAAAAGCAGUUAGCAGCUGACGCAAAGAAAAAGAACAGCAGCCAAAAAUGACCUCAGAUUGGGGAGACAAAGAGGUCCAGGAGCCCCUCACCCUCCGAGCAGAGGAAGAGAUCAGUCACCAUAUAACAGGGACAGUAAAUGAUUCCUAUUGCCAUGUUAUGCCACUGUUAUUGUGGGGGAAAAAACAAGGCAGCGUAAAGGAGGGAUGUUGCUUUAGAGCAAGAUCUCAGAUUAAAAGGGGCCCACAUCUUAUUUAUCCAGGUGUGUGCUCAGUACCUUAGUAUUGGAGUCUGGAUUUAAAGGCAGGAUAUAUAAGUUUCACUUUCAGUUAAGUGCAGUUCACAGAUGCUUGUGUUUGGGAAGUACUGAGCAUAAGACUGGUUGAAUGAGACUUGAGGAUUAUACUGCACGAGUUAUGUGAGAGUUUGUAAUCAGAUGUUUUGAUAUAGUUUUGCUGUUGUUUAAUGUGGUCCCCAAUAAAUCAAUAUGUUCACCUUUUUCCGCGGAGGCACAAGAGAAAAACAAAGUCUUCUUCACAAAUUCAACACAGCAUGACUUACUGAGAUACAGCUGAGGAUUUUGUGGGUGAAGUGAUACUUUAAAUCCAUUUGUAGAAAAUGUAGUUUAUUAUUUUUGUAUGAAGAGCUCCCUACAUCACUGCCUUAGCUUAUGUAUAUGUUCAAUUAUGUUGUGCAUUAUAAAAGUGUUAUGAUACACAAUUUCACCUGUAACUUAAAAUAUAGAGGUUUUAAGAAGCUAUAUUUAGCCAGUGAGCUGUGUCAUCUACCAGAGCACUCAGUACUUCUCCAUGCCUCACUCUCUCUCUCUUUCUCUUUCUCCCUCUCUGUCUAGCAUGUCAUCUGGUGUCUCCAGUUCCUAAAUAGAACUGUGUGUCAGGGCGAUUCACUCACUCACUCACUGACUGUGUGACAUGUGUGAUGACGUGUUGGCUGGAUGCUAUGAGACAGAGAGUCUGUUGUGAUUGUGACACACAUUCAUUUGAUAAUGUCAGAUAGGAAAUGGCUGGUAACACCAACUGCAGCUAUGAACCAGCACUUACUGUGUUCCUUGUCAUAAAAUGCAAACAGGAUAGAGCAUUUGAUUAUCGUUUUGGUGUCUAGUUGAGAGGUGCCAGUAAAUGCAUUUUAAAGGGAAGAUGUUUUUUUAAGAUCACUGUAAUAUACAUUUGUAAAUAAAUA